AUGAGUGUGGGAAGGAUCAACCGAUACAGCAUUGUGUCAUCCGAGGAAGAGGGCCUCCGCCUCACUACCAUGCAUGGCAUGAAUGGCUUUGGCAAUGGCAAGAUUCACACACGCCGCAAAUGUCGCAAUCGUUUUGUCAAAAAGAAUGGCCAGUGCAACGUGCAGUUUGCCAACAUGGAUGAGAAGUCACAACGCUACAUGGCUGACAUCUUUACCACGUGUGUUGACAUUCGUUGGCGAUGGAUGCUGGUAGUCUUCACUCUUGUGUUUGUUGUCUCCUGGCUUGCUUUCGGUUUAGCCUUUUGGGUCAUUGCUUUGCUGCACGGAGAUCUAGAUAACCCAGCAGGAGAUGAUAACUUCACUCCAUGUGUCCUGCAGGUGAAUGGAUUUGUGGCUGCCUUCCUAUUUUCCAUUGAAACACAGUCUACUAUCGGUUAUGGCUACCGCUGUGUGACUGAGGAGUGCCCAGUGGCUGUCUUCAUGGUGGUCUUUCAGUCCAUUGUGGGUUGCAUAAUUGACUGCUUCAUGAUUGGAGCCAUUAUGGCCAAGAUGGCGAGGCCUAAGAAGCGAGCCCAAACACUGCUGUUUAGCCACAAUGCAGUCAUUGCCAUGAGAGAUGGAAAGCUGUGCCUCAUGUGGAGAGUAGGGAACCUACGCAAGAGCCACAUUGUAGAGGCCCAUGUCAGGGCACAGCUCAUCAAACCUCGGAUCACUGACGAAGGUGAAUAUAUUCCCCUAGACCAAAUAGACAUUAAUGUGGGCUUUGAUAAAGGCCUAGACAGGAUUUUUUUGGUUUCACCCAUCACUAUUCUCCAUGAGAUAGAUGAGGAGAGCCCCCUGUUUGGGAUCGGCAAACAGGACUUGGAAACAGCAGACUUUGAGAUUGUCGUCAUCUUGGAGGGGAUGGUAGAAGCGACUGCCAUGACCACACAGGCUCGCAGCUCUUACCUGGCCUCUGAGAUCCUUUGGGGACACCGUUUUGAGCCGGUGUUGUUCGAGGAGAAGAAUUUGUACAAGGUGGAUUACUCUCACUUUCACAAAACCUAUGAGGUGCCGUCCACCCCUCGCUGCAGUGCCAAGGACAUGGUGGAAAACAAGUUUCUAGUCCCCAGCUCAAACUCCUUCUGUUAUGAAAAUGAGCUGGCCUUCCUAAACCGUGAGGAUGAGGAGGGGGAUGUUGGCAGUGGAGGAAGAGCACUGGCAAACCUGAGUCCGGACCGGAACAGUCGGCAUGAGUUUGAACGCCUACAGGCAACAAGGUCGCUGGAUCAAAGGUCCUACCGUAGAGAGUCGGAAAUAUGA
Cheilinus undulatus (humphead wrasse) is the source of this 1302-nucleotide messenger RNA. It is a transcript of the gene kcnj12a, whose product is annotated as potassium inwardly rectifying channel subfamily J member 12a. Gene Ontology annotation, biological process: regulation of monoatomic ion transmembrane transport; potassium ion import across plasma membrane. The coding region runs from base 1 to 1302 and encodes 433 amino acids. NCBI's taxonomy places the organism in Eukaryota, Metazoa, Chordata, Actinopteri, Labriformes, Labridae. Gene Ontology annotation, cellular component: plasma membrane. Gene Ontology annotation, molecular function: inward rectifier potassium channel activity. The transcript has a single exon. The record is from RefSeq and is a predicted model, not a curated record.